Molecule: messenger RNA, 867 nt
Organism: Juglans microcarpa x Juglans regia
Lineage: Eukaryota; Viridiplantae; Streptophyta; Magnoliopsida; Fagales; Juglandaceae
Exons: 2
Coding region: 108-680 (190 amino acids)
Source: RefSeq, a predicted model, not a curated record
AUGAGCGGAGUGUUGGGUCCUUAAUACAUCGGUGGUCUGCCAUUCAAAAGGCAACGAACAAAUUUUGUGCUAAACUCGCACAAGUUGAAGGGUUGAAUCAAAGUGGCAUGACUGAGCAAGACAAGUUCGAGCAUUGUUGGCAGCUAUUGAAGGACCAGCCGAAAUGGAAUCAGCAUUGCACAAAGGAUGGGAUGAAGCGAAGGUUGACGAUGUCCCCGACAUAUUCUCGUACCUCAACAGUUGCACCUAAUUCACCUAUAGAUUCAGUUGGUGGUACAGAGGCCGAAAAUCUAGUGGAGAAUGAUGUCAUCAAAUUGGAUAGGCCAAUGGGAAGAAAAGCUGAGAAAGGAAAACGUAAGGCCCAAACCAGGGCAUCAGAUGAGCUUGUGGAGUUGAGCAAGCAUAAGUAUACUCUCCUAGAGGAGUCACGUGCUCAGGAGAAAGAAUUAUUUCGACUCAAGGCCGAGAAGAUGGCAUAUGAUCGAGAAAGGGAGGGAAAUAAAAGUAGACAAGAGGACGAGCGACUGAGGUUGGAGGCGGAGAAACUGGAAAUCGCCCGGUGGGAGAGAGAGGAGCUCAUAAUGUUGCUCGAUCUGAGUACGUUGCCUGGAGUUCAGCUGGUAUAUUUCCAGCAACUUCAAAGGGAGAUAUUGGCGAGACGCAAUACAUCAGAUAAUUGAUCAGAACAUUCUUUUUUGUAACUUAUUUUUUUAUUCAAUAUUCGGUAUCUUUGUAUUUUAUAAUUGGCACAUUAGUAUAACUUGUUAGACUGUUGAGAUUGAUGUUGAUGGUUUUUUUUAAGGACUUUGGCACGUUUGUUGUAUUUUAUAAUUUGUACAUUAGCAAGUAAAUAUUGAGAAGAUAGAA